Messenger RNA from Rhagoletis pomonella (apple maggot), 2366 nucleotides. RefSeq names its product zinc finger protein 93-like. The coding region runs from base 77 to 2257 and encodes 726 amino acids. Gene Ontology annotation, biological process: regulation of transcription by RNA polymerase II. The transcript has 5 exons. Gene Ontology annotation, cellular component: nucleus. The record is from RefSeq and is a predicted model, not a curated record. NCBI's taxonomy places the organism in Eukaryota, Metazoa, Arthropoda, Insecta, Diptera, Tephritidae. Gene Ontology annotation, molecular function: zinc ion binding; RNA polymerase II cis-regulatory region sequence-specific DNA binding; DNA-binding transcription factor activity.
GCUGCAGGCUCUGACAAUUUAUUUGGUGAAUUUUUUUAUUUUCUUUUAUUAACAAUAAAUAAUCUGUGCACAUGAAAUGGUAAUUCAAUGUCGCGCAUGCCUCAAUACUAAAGACGCAGAAUUUAUACGCAUGGAGUCCGAUAUAUCAGAUGGCUUCGAUUUCUUUUCUUGCUUCAGUUUAUGUACUCAGCUUGAUGCCGGACUCUAUGACGGAUUGCCUGGUGUGCUUUGCACUAACUGCUCGCAAGAUCUUCAAGUAGCUUUCAACUUUGUGCAAAAUGCACGACAGGCUGACAGAAUGCUGCGAGAAAGUUUGUCACAGAAAUUAAUGGCUGAUGAAUUGAUUGAAACAUUAGAGUCCGAAUCUGGUGAUGUAUCAAUGGAACCUUUGGAGGUAGUUGGAGACAGUGAAAGUGAGGAUUGUGUGGUCGAGGAACUCUUGGAUGAAGAACCUACAUUAGAUGAAGUUAACGAAGGGGGUGAAGAAGAAAAUACCGCUGUAGAAAUUAUGGAGAUCGAAAAGGCAGAAGUAGAGAUUUAUGAAAACUCUUUAGAGGAAAUAGAGCUCAUUGAGAGUAAAUACGAAGAUGCUUCAGCAGUAGAAGAUGUGCAAGAAAGGCUUGAACCACAAACAGACCCAGGGGAAUGUUAUCCUGAAGACGAAAAUGAUGAUCAGUACCUAAGAGAAUAUCAAGAAAAUGAACAGGAACAGAUAAAUAUGGAUUCGGUUACCAACGGUGCGAAAUGGAAAUGUAUAGAAUGUAAGCGAGUUUUAUGCGGGGAUGUGUCUUAUGAAGGACACAUGAAUAUGCAUCGCUCAUUACGUCCCUACAAAUGUGCAAUAUGUCUUUGUGCGUUUCGUUGUAAAAAUGCGUUAGAAAAACAUGUGGAACUGCGCCACCGUACAGAAACGCCCAUAGAAGAAAUAGUGGAAGAAUCGCCACCAAACAGCAAUUGUGAUAAAUGUUCAAAAACAUUUACAACGCCUGAGGAACUACAAGAUCACCACGAAUUAGUACAUCCUGAAAGUUACCCUGUUCAGUGUCGACACUGCCCACUUAUAGCUCCAUUAACACGCUCUAAGUUGGUUGAGCAUUAUCGUAUUGAACACCCAGCGGAAUAUCACAUACAUUUUCCUACGGUAGGAAGACCGCUGAAUGAUCCGAUGAAGACGACUCCAUGGCAAUGUGAAGUGUGCAAGCGUUAUAUGCGAUCAGAAGCAGCUUUGUGUGACCAUCGACACAGUCAUCAAAAUGAGCGACCGCAUGAAUGUCAGUUUUGUUCGAAGCGUUUUGCUUCAACCAGUAAUUUACGACAACAUAUGCGCGGUGUGCAUGUUGAAGAAUAUGAGAAGCUUAUAAAUGAAACCGGUGAUACCUGUAUGCAAUGUGAAAUAUGUAAGAAGCAGUUACUUCGGCGAAAUUUCGAAAAGCAUAUGGCACUACAUAUUAGAAAAGAACGUGAGGCAAAUGAGGCGCAAACUAAAUUCCUUUGCGCGUACUGCUCGCGCGAGUGUAAAAACCAAAAAUCUCUCACCCAACACGAGAAAAUGCACCAAGGUGCAUCGUCGGAUGUCAUUUAUAUUUGCGCCGAUUGCGAUCGCUCCUAUGCCACACAACAUUUGUUGCAGCAACAUCGCAAGCAGGCUCACAAGGAGCGAGAUAAUUUCUGCCCCAUCUGUGGUAAUGGCUUCAAGCUUAAAAACCAAUUGGUCAAUCAUAUGAAAUUGCACUUGGAAAAGAAUAUAAAAUGCCCGCAUUGUGAGAAAUGUUAUGCGCGUAAGUUCGAUCUAGAUGUACACAUGCGCACUCAUACUGGAGAGCUACCAUUUGCCUGCCAUCUUUGCGAAAAGCGUUUUGCCAUUAAGGUACGACUCACCUACCAUUUACAGAAGCACUAUGGCAUCAAGCAUCGCUGCAAAGAUUGUGAUGCGGAAUUCAAUUCAAAACAAAAACUAAAAGCACACACCUAUAAACACACCGGAAUGCCAUAUCGCUGCGAGAGAUGCAAUGGCCAUGGCUUUGCGAAUCGGGAUGUUUUUAAGAGGCAUUUACAGCGUGUGCACUGCACCAGUAUGAGCGAUGAGGAGCUUGUUGCAAUGUUUCAGCAAAAUACUGGCAAAUCGACACGUAUACGACGCGUUGACCUUUACGAAGAGCAUGUGGACAGAGAACCUAUGAAGGAGGCUACUGAGGAAGACGGGACUUUAAUCAAUGCAGAUGAUAUUGCACUAGAAUCCGAAGUGAUUCACAGCUGAAAAUAUUGUCGGAUAGUUACAUGAUGUUGAAUAUGCAUAUAUGUAUAUGUAAAAAAAAAACUACGAAAUUAUCAAAAAUAAAACUCUGUAGAGCCGUGAGAAUGAUGAA